This is a messenger RNA of Myiozetetes cayanensis, 1817 nucleotides long. RefSeq names its product TATA-box binding protein (gene TBP). Gene Ontology annotation, biological process: DNA-templated transcription initiation. The record is from RefSeq and is a predicted model, not a curated record. The transcript is spliced from 8 exons. The coding region runs from base 265 to 1173 and encodes 302 amino acids. Gene Ontology annotation, molecular function: RNA polymerase II general transcription initiation factor activity; DNA binding. NCBI's taxonomy places the organism in Eukaryota, Metazoa, Chordata, Aves, Passeriformes, Tyrannidae.
GCGGGGCGGGGGCGGGCCGGGCCGUGCUCCGGCGGGCGCUGAGCGCGGCGGGAGCGGAGCGGAGCAGGGCGGCAGGUUUUGGUUAGUGUUUUAGACUCACAACCUAUUUCUCUGGAGCUGAUGUUUUCCUAGCACCUUUCAACUUGGCUUUAAAAGCUACUUUGCUGGAAUGUUUUAAACGGUUAAAAGUCCUCUAGGAUUUGAAGUUUAUUUAAAUUAAUUGAAGGAAAUACUUCUGGCCUCACCAAAGAAAUAACUGGAAUCAUGGAUCAGAACAACAGUUUGCCACCCUAUGCUCAAGGCUUAGCCUCCCCUCAGGGUGCAAUGACUCCGGGAAUUCCCAUUUUUAGCCCAAUGAUGCCAUAUGGCACAGGACUGACACCACAGCCUGUCCAGAGCACCAACAGUCUGUCUAUAUUAGAGGAACAGCAGCGGCAGCAGCAGCAGCAACAAGCAGCACAGCAAUCUACAUCACAGCAAGCAACACAGGGAACAUCUGGUCAAACUCCCCAGCUCUUCCAUUCACAGACUCUUACCACAGCCCCUUUACCAGGAACCACACCUCUGUACCCCUCUCCAAUGACUCCAAUGACACCAAUAACUCCUGCAACACCAGCAUCAGAGAGUUCUGGGAUAGUGCCACAACUACAGAAUAUUGUGUCCACAGUGAAUCUUGGUUGCAAACUUGACCUAAAAACUAUUGCGCUUCGUGCCCGAAAUGCUGAAUAUAAUCCCAAGCGUUUUGCUGCUGUUAUUAUGAGAAUAAGAGAACCACGUACUACUGCACUGAUAUUCAGCUCUGGAAAAAUGGUGUGCACAGGAGCAAAAAGUGAGGAGCAAUCCAGACUGGCAGCAAGGAAGUAUGCAAGAGUUGUUCAGAAACUGGGUUUUCCUGCAAAAUUUUUGGAUUUUAAAAUUCAGAACAUGGUGGGCAGCUGUGACGUGAAAUUUCCCAUCAGACUGGAAGGAUUGGUACUCACACACCAGCAGUUCAGCAGCUAUGAGCCAGAAUUGUUUCCUGGAUUAAUCUACAGAAUGAUCAAGCCAAGAAUUGUACUGCUUAUUUUUGUUUCUGGAAAAGUGGUUUUAACUGGUGCUAAAGUACGAGCAGAAAUCUAUGAAGCAUUUGAAAACAUCUAUCCUAUUUUAAAGGGAUUCAGAAAGACAACGUAACAGUUUCUACAUGUUUCAGAGAAAUCAGGGGUCUAUUUUAAAAGGUAUUGUGUAUGGCACAGCAGUAACAAGAGACGGACUUCCAGUGCAACUGCAACACCAGGACUUGGACUAUUUCCCAGUUAGUGCCUACUUCCCUGAUGGUCAAGGGGAACUGUAUUCUUGAAUAUGUCUACUGAGUUACUGUGAGUUGCUUUACUGGGCUGUUCCUAGAGCAGUCCCUCUGAUUUUUAUUUAUAUUCUAGCUUUUAAAUAGUUUUAAUGCCAGUUCUAUUAAUAGGAAAUCUGUAAGUUGGUUUAAAGACGAAUGCAACUGUGUCACUCAGUGUAUAAACCACUUAAAUUGCCAUGUAUAUAUGUUUUAAGUUCCUUCCAUAAGACCAUGAUUUUAUAAUUUUCAGAACUUUAACUUUUAAAUUUUUUCAACUUUAAUUUCUUUGGUGCCAGACACAUUCCCGCUUUCCAGUAUUAAACAAGAUAGGAUAAAUUUAUUAAUGAAAAUGGCUCACUGUACAUAUAUAUAUAUAAUACAUACCUUUCUUCUCUUUCCUUCUUCAGCUCCACAUGUACAAUAAACCCCGUUUAUACAACUAUGGGAACUGUCUUAAUAAAUUUUAAAAUUACCCAUCUGGUAGAGUGAAAUA